Molecule: messenger RNA, 1008 nt
Organism: Linderina pennispora
Lineage: Eukaryota; Fungi; Kickxellomycota; Kickxellomycetes; Kickxellales; Kickxellaceae
Product: trypsin-like serine protease
Exons: 6
Coding region: 168-977 (269 amino acids)
Biological process (GO): proteolysis
Molecular function (GO): serine-type endopeptidase activity
Source: RefSeq, a predicted model, not a curated record
CCGCGGAUUCCUUUUAGUCUUUUUCUCGUACCAAUCCAGCUGCCUAUAUAUCCACCUUGUAUAUUAUCGUCUAGGGGAGGAAGAGCUCAAACACGCAAUCUGCUCACUUCUUUUCGUCCAUCUCUCUCCACACACCCUCUGCCAAGACUAGCCCAACUAGCCAACAAAUGCUGUGGCUUCCUCUCUCCCUGCUCGUUCUGAGCGCAUUGGCGCACGCCAGCCGUCUGCAACCGCGCAUCAUGGGUGGCCGAACCGCCAGCAAAGGCGAGUAUCCGUUCGUGGUAUACAUGCAUAACGGCGCCGAGAAGACCUUCUGCGGCGGGUCGAUCAUCGGACAGCAAUGGAUUCUGACUGCCGCCCACUGCAUCAAGACCGCCAAGGCCAACGACAUAACCGUGGCCAAGGUCGUGGUGCACCCGCAGUACAACGACAACUCGAUGGUCAACGACAUCGCGAUGCUGCAGCUCUCUACCAACAUCACCUGGUCGGACUCGGUCCAGCCCAUCGAUAUCGACACGGCCAGCGUUACCGCGCUUGGCUGGGGGUUCACGUCGCCGACCGGGAAAUCAGCCUCGAAGGACUUGAAAGAGGGCCCUUUGACUACUCCAGUCCAUACGCAGUUCAACGGCAAUAACGGGAAACGCAUUUGUGUCGCUGGCGAUACUGGCACCGAUACCUGUCCCGGCGACAGUGGCGGCCCGCUGAUCCGCCAGGUCAAUGGCAAGAACAUGCUGCUUGGAAUCACUAGCUUCGGAACCGCCGGCCCAGGUGCCUCGAUCACGGUGAACUGCGGCGGCGCCGGCAUGGUCAGCUUGUUUACUCACGCCAAUGCCUUCCUGUCGUAUAUCCAAACAACCACAAGGUUUGACGAAUCCCAAUUCAACAGCUCAGGUGCUGCCUCGCAUUUUUCCAAGCACUCUCUGUCCUCAAGUCUCCUUGUCAUCAUCGGCAUCACAGUUGCCGCAACACUCUUCUAGCCAGCUUCUCUCAGCUCUGCCAUCUUCCAAC